CGGUCAUCUGUCAAAUGAAAGUUUUGUAAACAAAAGGGGAAAAAAUUUGCAUUCCUAUCGGGUGAAAGUUUUCUUUAAGAAUUUAUCAGGAAACUGGCCACUUUUAAACUGUUUACCGUGGUUCAUUUGUUGCCUGCAAUGGAGUGAAUCUUUCUCUUGUUGCGUAGGUUGUCGAAAAUACGAUUAUCGAACAGAGUUUCCGGUACACUGCACUUUUUGAUACACUCGGACAGAAAUAGCCUUGUGAGAAUGGUCAUCCGCAUGGUGGAUGUGGCCAAGUUGCUUGCGACCGGAACUCGCCAGAACUUGCGGUUCCCUUUUCUUUCGAUUUGUCACCGAGGAAAUUUCGAUCAGAUAAAAGCAUCAUCUACCCGGCAACUUUCGAGUUCAACUAAUCCGAGGGAGGUUUUCAAUAAAAUAAAAUCAUCCAAAACCUGCCUGAGUACUAAUGCUAGCAAUGGUCAGCAUCAUCCAAUCAGUAUUUCUCGAAAGUCGUUUAGCUCACAGAAAACUACUAAACCAACGGAAACCACGAAUGAAAAUGAAACUGCUAAGCAGCAGACAAAAAAUGACAAGAGCCAAGAAACCACCCUAGCAAUCGAAACCAAAAAUGGCACCCUAUUAGUUAAAACAACUACCAAUGCCGACUCGCAGCUAGAGGAUGUAAUCAUUGAAAAACCAAACAAAGCUGCCAAUAGCUCAGAUCCUCAAGAAUCUCGUCCGCCCAUUCCACUGCCUGAAGAAGAAAGCCGACAAACCCCCGAAGAACCGAGCAUCAAAGAGCAGCUGGCAGAGAAAAAUCGACAGCUGGCCAAAAAACGAAUUCGGGUGGAUUUUUCUCGCUCCUCGCUAGAGCGCAACUUUAUUACUCCGGUGCGGGCCAUGUCCGACUUCCUGCUGAAGCCGUCCGAUUUGGAUGCACUCUCAAAAACAAAACGGCGAUCCCCGUACGAACAAGAACCGCCGAUAACCGUGUUUUGGCGUAAGGAUGUCGAGGCCAAGUCGAUCGAGGUGUGGGGUUCAAGGGAAAAUUUGCUGAAGGAAUGCCUGAAGCGGGAAAUCGAGAAAAAGCGACAUCAGCAAAAUAUUUUUACUGUCAAGAGAAGAUUACGGGACUAUCGAAGAGAAAUUGGAAGCCGGACCAAUGUUGUAGAUUCCGAACCGGGAUUGUUUGGAAAGUCCGGCAAGGUGGUGUUGACGGCCAUUGCUAUCAAUGCCACCAACUGCCUGUUCAAGCUGGGCGCAUGGCUGUACACCGGAUCCCACAGCAUGUUUGCUGAAACCAUUCACUCGCUAGCCGACACGAUCAACCAGCUUAUAUUGGCCUACGGUAUCCACAAGAGUACCCAGAUCGCAGAUUCCGAUCAUCCUUAUGGCUAUACGAACAUGAAAUACGUCUCGUCGUUGAUAUCCGGGGUUGGUAUCUUCUGCGUAGGCACUGGACUCUCGUUUUACCAUGGAAUCAUGGGUCUGGUAGAUCCUCACCCGAUCGAUGACUUCUUUUGGGCUUUCUUCAUUCUGGGAGGAUCGUUGGUUUCCGAAGGAGCAACCCUAGUGGUGGCCAUCAAUAGCUGCCGGGAUGGUGCCAAGGCUCUGGGGAUGACCUUUAAGGAUUAUGUUACCAGAGGACAGGACCCUUGCGUGAACGUGGUGCUAACGGAAGAUGCAGCUGCCGUUGUGAGCGUCGUUUUGGCGGCCACUUGUAUGGGAUUGUCCACUUAUACCGGUUCUCAUAUUCCGGAUGCCGUUGGAUCGCUUCUGGUGGGCUGUAUGUUGGGUGGGGUUGCUUCCUUCAUUAUCUACACCAAUGUGGCCGCUCUGGUUGGUCGAUCUAUUCCGCAGGAAAAUCUGGACCGGAUCAAUGCCGAAUUGGAGAGUGACAUUAUGAUUAGGGCUAUCCAUGAUGUCAAAGGAAUCGACAUGGGAAAUUCGUUGGUGCGCUAUAAGGCUGAAAUGGAUUUCGACGGUCGAGAACUAACCAGAGUGUAUCUGGACAAGCAGGAUUUGAACACUUUGCUCGAGGAGGUGCGGACUUUCCAGACCAUUGAUGAGCUGGAAGCUUUCCUUCUCAAGCACGGUGAAAAUAUCGUGGAUUUGAUGGGUGGCGAAAUCGAUCGAAUCGAAAUGAAGCUAAGGAAAAAGUUCCCCGAAAUUCGGCACUGUGAUCUGGAGAUUUUGUAAGUCUUGUGUACUAGUCUGUAAGUGUUUCAGGAAAACUAAAAUCAAACCGAAAGUGAGUAUGGUAUUCGAUGCUGGAAAGGUACGAAGUGUUCUCUAAUCAACUCUACAUCUAAGCUAAACAGAAAUGAAUGAAUGUUUUUGAAAUGGAGGAAGAAGAAAUAUGCCAAGAUUUUCAUCAAAAGAGCUUUUUCCAAAUGGUGAUUCCAGAUGUUUUAAGGUACUUAAAAGUGAAUGAUAAUAAAAGAUUUGAAUCUGAUCGAAGGUUAUCGAUUUAACACGUUUAUUUAGAAUAAAUCAGGGUGAUUUCUGAUGGCUUCCGCAGCAAAAAAUGUGUAAACCACAUUUUUGCUAUAAUGAUUUAUAGGUUUCCUAUUUUUCAAAGCCUGGCACAGAUCGAUUAACAAAAAAAAAGUACAAAAUCAUAACCGAUCCAGAAAAUUAUCAUCACAAAUUUUCAAUCACAGCAGUGACCCAAAAGUUUAAGAGGAAAACUUCAAACAGACUUGUUACAUUGAUAAUCUUCGAAUAUAUUCAUCAAAGAAGUAUCAAAUUAUAAAAUUCAUCGAUGGAAAACCAAAACUAAACCAAUAAAUAUACCACACUAUCCAAUGUUUGUGUACUAGUGUUGUGUGCGGAUGUGUGAGGCUUAGAGCACGCACUCUGCAGCUAAAGCUUAGUUCUUUUAGAAAUGGGACAGUUACAAAUGCGUGUAUCUCAAAAACCAUUCGUUUGAACGAAAUACUUUCUAUGAAGAAAAUGAAGGUAAUUUUAUGAUAUUUCAUGAAAAAAUUUGAAAAAAAAUAUUUACCGUUUUUUGUUUAAAAAAUUUCUACUUUAUUCUUGGUAUCUCCCAUUGGCCGGCGCACACUUUUUUCAGUCAUGGUAUUGAUCAGUUUCUUCAACUUAUACUUCAUAAAAUCUAUAUUUUAGGUGGCUUCACCCUCUUUCUUCAAUUUCUGAUACUUUUCGGUCCAAUACUUCUCUUUGAAAAAAAAAAAACUGGAAGCAUUUUAGUGGAAACAGUUGUUUCGAAAUGAACAAAUUUGAGUAUUUUUGAGCACAUUUUUGAAAGUUUUUUUUCGGUAUCGGUUUUACAGCUUAAGAGAUUUGGAACUAUCAAAAAAUGGUUGUUUGAGGUUGGAUUUCAAUGAGUAAUCGCUAGGCAACACUUUCAGCUUAUCGGAGAAAAUUGUUUUGGACAUUUCAGCGAUCUACCCUUAGUUUUUCGUUUAUUGAAAAAUAAAAAUGCUGGUAUGAGACUUGGCUUCCUUGAUGACCUUUAACCGUAGUUGCCGAUCAUGUGCUUCACUCCAAUGCUUGAUUUGAACUUUCGGGACAUUAUUGACAGUGUUUGCAUAUUUAUUCACCACAAAAACUCAGUAAUUCUUUGAAUAAUCAACGGUUUUGUCAGCUAUCAAUUUGAUAAUGACGAAUUUUCAAGGAAACUGUGCAAAAUUAUUUUUUUCUUUUUCUCUUGCAUCGUACAUAUCUCAAAAACGCGUAAAUUUUAAAUUUUGAAAAAAAUAGGUCGAAUAGUACUUUUUAUAGGCAACAAAAUGCUGUCAAAAUUUUUAAUAUCCAAUAUCUAGUUAACGAGCUAUUAGCAAAUGAAAGUGUCCCAUUUCUAAAAGAACUAAGCUUUAUUCUUCAACUGAAUGUUCAAAUUUUCAACACGUACUGCGCUGUCAUAUAGUCAAAAAUUCCUCUGAAGUGGGAAAAUUUUGCGGAAAAUAGUGAGAUAAACAAUGCUUGCACUUGACGACUAUUUUGCAGUACUAACUAAUAUAGCGAAUAAAUUAUAU
Uranotaenia lowii is the source of this 3983-nucleotide messenger RNA. It is a transcript of the gene ZnT49B, whose product is annotated as proton-coupled zinc antiporter SLC30A9, mitochondrial. The transcript is spliced from 8 exons. NCBI's taxonomy places the organism in Eukaryota, Metazoa, Arthropoda, Insecta, Diptera, Culicidae. Gene Ontology annotation, molecular function: monoatomic cation transmembrane transporter activity. Gene Ontology annotation, biological process: zinc ion transport; transmembrane transport. The coding region runs from base 250 to 2181 and encodes 643 amino acids. The record is from RefSeq and is a predicted model, not a curated record. Gene Ontology annotation, cellular component: membrane.